Molecule: messenger RNA, 3297 nt
Organism: Pyrus x bretschneideri (Chinese white pear)
Lineage: Eukaryota; Viridiplantae; Streptophyta; Magnoliopsida; Rosales; Rosaceae
Exons: 10
Coding region: 238-3093 (951 amino acids)
Source: RefSeq, a predicted model, not a curated record
AUUCAAAAUCAAAGAGUGUGUCUCUUCCUUCCUCCUCAAAUCCAAAACCUUCGAAAUCACACCCAUUUCUCUGCAAUUCAAGCUCGUAAAAACCCUAAUUUCAACUUCCCCUACCGAAGCUUUCCUCUCUCUAUCUCUCUCUCUCUCUCUCUCUCUCUCUCUCUCUCUCUCUCUUUUUAUAUGUGUUUCAAUUGGGUGUAAUUUCCCCCAAUCCGAAACCAGCAGCAGUGAAUUUCCAUGGCGACUGUGACUGCAACGUGCUCCCCGAGCUCCCUCCAGCUUCGCUUAGCUCUCAAUUUAGGCAAUUGCAGUAAACCCUCCUCCGUUCUCGUACGGUGGCGACUGGGGAAGCUCGAUAAUCGGGCUCGAGUGCUCUGCGUUGCUCAAGGCAGUGAGAGGUACGGGAGUGGAUUGGAGCCCCGUCGCAAGGGGGUUUCGUGGGUCAGGUCGAACUCGAGCGCUGACGGGUUUAAAGGGUGGUCCGAUUCGGAUAAUGGGGAAGAGUCAUUGGACUCGCAGAGGAAGAAAUGGUUUGGAGGGACUGUGGGAGCUGGAGUUGCCGGAGUCGUUCUUGUUGCGGGGCUUACUUUUGCAGCAUUGUCUUUGGGAAAACGAAACAAAUUGAGCCCAAAACAACAGAUGGAGCCAUUAACGACGCAGCAGGAGCGGUCUUUGACUUAUGAUGAUGACAAUGAGAGGAGUACAGAAGAUGUGGAUGAUCAAAGCAAUGUGAAGCAUGAUGCUAAUAGUAGUCCGGAAGAAAGGACAGGUACUAAUGAGGAUUCUUCUUCAUCUCCAGAAAUUGAUGAGUCUCCCAGUGAAAUUAGAGUUGGUAAUGAUUAUGAUAUAGGGGGCUUGUCAGGACAAGAUUUUGAAAAAACAUCCAGAGGUACUGAGGUGGUUAAUAGUGCUUCAGAUAAAGGAGAUACGCCACAUGAAUCAACUUCUGAUGACAAGUCAGUUGAGCCUGGCGGCAAUGAUUCAAUUCGUGCCUCUGGGCUUGAGGAUUUUGACAGAAGCCUCGCUGUAGGUAUAGGAGAUUUGGCUUCUGAACUUAAAGAGAACCUAGAGAGUGUCAAACCAACCAACUUGCAAGCCUCUGAAACUAAUCAGUCAAACCUUAGCAUUGAACCCCAGGAUGGAGUACUGGGGACAAGUGAAAACCAAACUGCCACUUUUGAGUCUUCUACUUUUAUUGCCGACGCACAGGAACUUAGUCAACCCAUAGCUCUGGAUACAUCAGUUACAACACAAUCAAACACAAUUUUAGAACCUCAGGUUUCAUCUGAAGAUAACAUAGGGCCUGUAACCCCAUCUUCAACCGAAGAAAACCUUGACCUCAGCAAAACACUGCAGGUUUUAGCUGAGGGAAUUAGUUCAUCCCUGGAAGAGAAUACCAUAACUGAAAGUGAGCCGUCUAGAAGCAAAUCACAAUUACCAACUGCUGGGAAUUCCUUCACUUCUGCUGGAAUACCUGCUCCAACUGUGGUUUCUGCAGCUCUACAGGUGGUUCCUGGAAAGGUUUUGGUUCCGGCAGUUGUUGAUCAGGUCCAGGGGCAGGCAUUAGCAGCGCUGCAAGUGUUAAAGGUCAUAGAGGCUGAAGUUCAACCUGGUGAUUUGUGUACACGGCGUGAAUAUGCCCGUUGGUUGGUUUUUGCAAGUAGUGCUCUUUCAAGGAACUCAAUCUCUAAAAUAUAUCCUGCUAUGUAUAUUGAGAAUGUUAGUGAGCUUGCAUUUGAUGAUAUUACACCUGAAGACCCUGAUUUCCCAUCCAUUCAAGGUUUGGCUGAAGCAGGACUUAUCUCAAGCAGGCUGUCAAGAAAUGAUAUGCUUUCUUCCUUGGAUGAAAAUGAAAGUUCAUUUUACUUCUCUCCUGAAAGCCCUCUAUCACGCCAGGAUCUUGUAAGUUGGAAGAUGGCCCUAGAGAAAAAACAUCUCCCAAAAGCCGACAAGGAGGUCCUCUACCAAAUUUCUGGUUUUAUAGACACUGAUAAGAUACAUCCAGAUGCAUGUCCUGCACUUGUUGCUGACCUAUCUGGAGAACAGGGUAUUAUUGCUCUUGCAUUUGGUUACACCAGACUCUUCCAGCCUGAUAAGCCAGUAACAAAAGCCCAGGCUGCUAUUGCCCUUGCAACUGGAGAGUAUUCAGACUCGGUGAGUGAGGAGCUUGCACGUAUUGAAGCAGAAGCUAUAGCAGAAAAUGCUGUGGAGGCACAUAAUGCUUUAGUGGCUGAAGUUGAAAAGGAUGUGAACGCAAAUUUUGAGAAGGAUCUUUCCAUGGAGAGGGAAAAAAUUGAUGCUGUGGAGAAAAUGGCUGAAGAAGCAAGACGUGAAUUGGAAAGGUUAAGAUCCGAGAGAGAGGCAGAUAAUAUUGCCUUGAUGAAAGAACGUGCAGCUGUUGAAUCAGAAAUGGAAGUUCUGUCCAAGUUAAGGCAUGAGGUGGAGGAACAAUUGCAGAGCCUAAUGAGUAACAAAGCAGAGAUAUCCUAUGAAAAAGAAAGAAUUAGCAAACUUAGGACUGAAGCAGAAACCGAAAGCCAGGAGAUUGCACGCCUACAGCAUGAUCUAGAGGUUGAACGGAAAGCAUUGUCCAUGGCCAGGGCUUGGGCUGAAGAUGAGGCAAAAAGAGCAAGAGAACAUGCUAAAGUACUCGAGGAGGCUAGAGAUCGCUGGGAGAGGCAGGGCAUCAAGGUAGUUGUUGACAAUGACCUCCAAGAAGAUACCUUGGGUGAGGCUACAUGGCUCGAGGCUGGCAAGCAGUUCUCGGUUGAAGGAGCUGUCAACAGGGCGAAGAAUUUGAUGGAUAAGCUUAAGGCACUAGCAACAAAUAUAAAAGGGAAAUCCCGAGAUAUAAUCGAUCAGAUCAUCCAAAAGAUAGCCUUGCUCAUAUCCAAUUUGAGGGAGUGGAUCCCCAAGGCAGGAAAAGGGGCUGCAGAACUAAAAGACGCCGCCAUUUCAAAGGCCAGUAGAUCAGCCCAAGAGUUGCAGCAAAGCACAUCGGAGUUUAGCUUGGCCGUCAAAGAAGGUGCCAAGCGCGUCGCUGAAGAUUGUAGGGAAGGAGUGGGGAAACUCACUCAGAAGUUUAAGACGUGACCGCGAUCUCUUAACGAUAAAUUUUGGACGUCGGGCUGUUGUGUAGUCAGAAAUGUAAAACAGUUUUGAGAAUUUGUUGAUGAAGGGCACAAUCCAUCUCCUAAGAGAAUCUGUUUAUACCAUUGAUGAUUAGCUAGGAAGCGUUUUGUAAUAAGUACAAUUACACAUCUGAACUGUAAUAAAAUUGCCCCGUUACACUUUGAA